Messenger RNA from Pseudomyrmex gracilis, 2523 nucleotides. RefSeq names its product U4/U6.U5 tri-snRNP-associated protein 1. The record is from RefSeq and is a predicted model, not a curated record. Gene Ontology annotation, biological process: maturation of 5S rRNA; mRNA cis splicing, via spliceosome. NCBI's taxonomy places the organism in Eukaryota, Metazoa, Arthropoda, Insecta, Hymenoptera, Formicidae. Gene Ontology annotation, cellular component: U4/U6 x U5 tri-snRNP complex. The transcript is spliced from 11 exons. Bases 159 to 2399 code for a protein of 746 amino acids.
CUGAGACAAUAUUGCACCAAACCAAUCAACUAGAAAAUCAUGGCGGAUAAUACAUUUUUCCAGUAACGUUGGGUUGCGUGUGCGGGAUUCGAUACCACUGGAUAUCCACUGGAGAAGUUUUGUAACGAUCAGAUCCUUGAACGAGAAAGUUCUGAAUCAUGGGCUCGCACAAACAUCACAAGACGGAGAAGUCGCGCGAUGCCAAGAAGAAGCGUCACCGCAGUCGCUCAAGGAGCUACACGCCCGAGCGCGAGAAAUCGGAAAAGCACAGGCAUCACAAGAAGCACCGGAGAAAAGAACGCAAGGAUUACGACAGCGACGUUGAAAUUGUCAAUGCGCCACCGCCACCGAAGAUCUCGAAAUCAUCGCAUCCGUCUACGCCCCCGCCGCCGGAGAUUUCCAAGCAGCGCAGUCCGUCUCCUAUUACCAAGAGUGGUAGUUCACAAGCCUCGUUGUCGAUUGAGGAAACCAACAAACUUCGUGCAAAGUUGGGCCUGAAGCCAUUGGAAGUUGACAAUACACCAAAGGAUGAUCCCACUAAAAUCAAGGAUGAUUUGGGAGAGUUUCAUCACAAGCCUGCACCAAACAACAGCGACAAGAUCAGAACUCAGAAGCUGAGAGAGAAGUUAGGAACUCAAAAGGAAAAGCGACAGAUAGAAGCUAAUUUGGCAAAAGUGAAAACUCUGGGUGAAUGCGACUCAGAUGAUGACACCCAAGUGUGGAUCAACAAAUCCAGAAAAUUAGAGGAAGAAAAGAAGAAAGCAGAACAAAGAGCAAAGGUAUUGGAUCAACUAGAUGAAGAGUUUGGAAUUGGCAACUUGGUGAAAGAAGAAAUAAAUACUGCUCGUAACGCUGCAUAUACAGAAAAGAAUCUAAAAGGCCUCACAGUUGAACACAAUCCUGAAUCAUUUGAAGAAGGUAAAACUGUGAUCUUAACGUUGAAAGAUAAAGAAGUGUUGGACGAAAGUAACGAUUUACUUGUAAAUGUCAAUAUAAUUGAUAACGAGCGUUACAAACGCAGUAUUCUAAACAAAACUAAAAAGCCCACAUACGAUCCGUACGCUGAUGAAAACUUCGACGAAUAUGGAUUUUCUAAGAGCAGUAUUUUGGAGAAAUAUGACGAGGAAAUUGAUGGCGAGAAGAAGGAUAAUUUUGUUCUCGGAACUAACAACGCGAUGGAUGUAAAACGACGUCAAGUGGAGAUAGUGAAGCAACGUCUGGCCAAUAAAAAAUUAGAGUCGCUACAGAUAGCAGAACCGAAGUUAGCAAGUGAAUAUUACAACGAAGAGGAACUUGCUAAGUUUAAGAAACCAAAGAAAAAGAUUCGAAAAAUUAGAAAGAAGAAACUCAGAGCUGACGAUUUGGUACCUAUAGAAAAUGACUACCUUAGGGAUCUUGGAAGUAGGAGGAGAAAAAAACCAGAUGAUUCGAAGGACAGUGAUACUUUAGAUGUUGAUGAUUUGGAAGCUCCCAAAGAAGAUCUUACUGGAAUAAAGCUGGAAGAAGAUGACAAAGAAUUGGAGUUGCAAUUGGCUCUGAAGAAAGCUCAACGACUGAAGGAAGGACAUUUAUCCGGAAUUCAGAAAACCAUAGACACGAUAAAACAAGAAAUUCUUAACUCGGAAGAGAGUCAAUCUGGAAAUAUUGUUCUCAAUUCUACCGCGGAAUUUUGUAGAACUUUAGGCGACAUACCUACGUAUGGGCUUUCUGGCAAUAGAGAGGAAAACGGACAGGAACUUAUGGAUUUCGACAUGGAUGAGGUCAAGGAUGAGCCACCAGUGAACGAAGACGAAGACGACGGUCGCGGUGCCUGGAACACAGUGCAAUUAGACGAGAACACCACGGAACCAGUCGUGAUGGAGGCGGCAAUUUUGGACGCCGAGCCGUCUCUCGGACAGGGGGUAGGUGGUGCUUUGAAAUUAGCUAUGAGUAAAGGUUAUUUGCAGAAAGAAGAUAGCAAUCGGCCGUCGGCGUCGCGAUUUGCACAUCUUCAAGCACAGAAUUACUCGAUAGAGGACAAAACUUACGGAGACGACGACAAGUUCGGCAGAAGAGAUCGCUUUAACGGACCGACGUCCGAUUUCAAGGAAAAGGAGGGUUUCAAACCGAACGUCAAGCUCGAAUACAUCGACGAUGACGGUCACGUCUUGAGUGCCAAGGAAGCUUUUCGAUAUUUGUCGCACAAGUUCCACGGAAAAGGCCCGGGCAAAAAUAAGGUUGAGAAGAGAAUGAAAAAAGCCGAACAGGAAGUUCUAAUGAAACGAAUGUCCUCAACGGAUACACCUCUAGGUACGCUGAACUUGUUGCAAGCGAAACAGAAGGAAACCCAGUCACCGUAUAUAGUGCUUAGCGGCAGUAAACAGAUGCAAACGACUAGCAUAGCUAAAACGAAACACUAAGGAAAAUAAAAAUACAUAAAAAGCAAAGUAUAUAUAUAUAUAAGAAAAAAAAAAAAAAAAAAGGCAAGAAUUGUACAUAAUCUUACGUAUGUAGUGCUUGGAAAUAAAAACAAAAAAAAAUUUA